CGAAAACGCGCUUCACACCGCGCAGCCCAUUGGCCCACGAUGCCGCCCUUCAAAGAUGAGCAGAUAAUUAUAAUCGCGCCUGGCUCCGAGACGACGGUCGCGCAGCUGGGCCUGCCCGAGAGCUUCACGCCCGCCCGCCUGCGCGUGCGCUCGCGCAUGUUCCCCGCCGAGAAGCCAGGGGAAUGGGAGCCGUACAAGAUCCGCCGCCGGAACGAAAAGCCCGACGCACCAGCCGCCGCGCCGCAGGACGGGGCCCCAGAGGGCUCCGAGAGCAAAACAACCGGCGCCGAAGACGACGUCGUCUAUGAAGAAGACCGUGUGUCCGAGGAGGGCGCUGUCUGGCCCAUACAGGAGGGCAAGAUUGUCGACUGGUCGUGCUUCUUCGCCCUCAUCACUCACGUAUACAACGCGCUCAACCCGCCGUUUCAUACGCCGAUACUCCUCAUCGCGCAGCCCGUCUGGACGCCCAAGGAGCACGAGAAACUCACGCAGUUCUUCUUCGAAAAGUUCAAGACGCCCGCCUUUGGGCUUAUGGACGCAGCGCUCGCGUCCAGCUGGGCAUAUGGUGUACACACGGCCACUGUUGUAGAUGUGGGCAAGGACAAGGUCGAUGUCACCGCCAUCAGCGAAUUCAUACCACACGUGCAAGGACGCACCUCGUCUUUGGCCGGCUGCGGCGGAGAGGCCCUCACACAGAGUCUCUUCGCGAAGCUCGCAUCGAGGAGCUGGAGCCGGGAGAUGUGCGAGCAGCUGAAGAAGAGUCCCAUUUGCGAAAUUCUCCCGGUUGGGACCCCCUUGCCAGGCACCAAAGAAGCGAGCGAGGAGGAGACCAUAACAAACCCCGCGGCCGCUGCGUCGACAGGUGCACCAGGCUCAGGCCCUGCCGCUGCUGCCUCGAUCGGCACUAUCCCACGAGGCCCAGGCGCAGACACCGAGGUCGGUGAUAACGACGCCGACGAAGAGGGCGUUUUGGACGUAGCGAGCAUCGUCACUGGAGGCAAGAUGGAAGAGUACCUAGCCAAGAAGGAGAGAGAGAAGCAAGAGAAAGCCAAUGCGAAGAAAAAGGGUGGCGCAGAUGCUGCCGCCGCUGCGAACGCAAACAAACCGGUCAGGCUCCCUAACUCGAGGCGCGAGAGGGCGACAUUCUUCUACGAAGACCACCGCUUGCUUGACAAUCUCAAAAAUAUGAACCUGGGAAGUGAAAGAUUAGCAGAAAUGCAAGUUCAGCUGGACGAGGGUCCGCAAAGGCAAGGCGAAGGCGCGAACGGCGAAGCAACUUCGGCUGCGGAAGCCAAUGGUAGUGCUGAUGCAGGAAACACGAAUGGCCGGUCGGGGCCAAUUAGGAGAGAGCUUGAAGUUGGCACAGAGCGUUUCAUGGCAGCUAGCAACGGUGUGUUGGAAAGAAUAGCAGAUGCUGUGCACCGGACUAUAUCGUCCGUGGAUGAAGUGAACAAGCGCAGCGAGCUCUGGGAUUCCUUGAUCAUUUGCGGUAACGGAUCAAGAGUUCGAGGCUUCAAGGAGGCUCUCCUCUCUGCUAUUCAAUCGAAAUACCUCAUCUCACCUUCCUCGGCUACGAUGUUCACCUCCGAAAUCCCUUCCAACAUCUCUACACCUGCUGGUACCGGCGCCAACACACCCCAACCGCAGCUCGGACCCCACGGCGGCGCUCCCUCGCACGUGAACCCUCUACUCUACGCCGCCACUACCGCCCAAACACAGCACCUCAUGCCUCACAACCCCACCUCCCAUCUUCCAGGUCUAUCGCACAAUGCGCACUCCUCGCAUGGCCAGACUCCCACCUCCAUCAAACUAGUGAAGCCACCGGAGUACUUCCCGGAAUGGAAGGACGUCGGCUUUGACGAGUCUGCAUUCUUGGGCGCCCAGGUUGCUGCCAAAGUCAUUUUCGUUGUGGACCAGGGACAGAGCAAGGGCUACAUGACAAGGCCAGAUUACAACGAGCAAGGGCCCAAUGGGAUUCACGAUUACGCGUUGUGAGCCCUUUCAUUGUCGUGCUGAGGUUGGAGUUUGGCGGGCUGGAUAUCCUUGACUGGCUUUGGGUCUUUAGCAAAUGGAGAGAUUAGCUUCUCCGCGGGGCGUUCGAUCACGUAUUCUGUAGAGAAAAAAAAUUCGGCGUUUCUCGAAAGUUUACUUGGAUAAUAGAGCCCUGCAUGCAUACGUCCCAGUCCAUGCAUGUAUU
Molecule: messenger RNA, 2197 nt
Organism: Paraphaeosphaeria sporulosa
Lineage: Eukaryota; Fungi; Ascomycota; Dothideomycetes; Pleosporales; Didymosphaeriaceae
Product: actin-like ATPase domain-containing protein
Exons: 3
Coding region: 40-1995 (651 amino acids)
Source: RefSeq, a predicted model, not a curated record